UCGUGGAUUUCGUGCUGCCUGUGAAACUUUCUUUUUGUGUAUUUAAGGAAGACGGAUUCCCACCUGCUUGCUCUAGUCAAACACAUUCACAUCAUUCUUCACAGCAGAUAACAACAUAUCUACUCAUACUCAAAACCUUUCAAUCUCGCAAAUUCCACCAACAAAUUCCAGUCAACAUGUCCUCCCUCCCCAAGCGCGUCUUCAUAGCCAUCACCUCCGCCUCCGCACCCCUGGGUGACGGCCAAACCGGCGUCUUCAUCAGCGAAGCGCAGCACCCGUUCAACGUCUUCCGCGCCGCGGGGUUCGAAGUCGACAUUGGCAGCGAGCAUGGCAAAUGGAGUCCCGAUAGCCUAAGCCUGACGGCGAAUUUCAUGAAUGACGAGGACCGGAAACAGUAUGAAGACCGCGAUUCCGAGUUCCGAAAGGAAAUGGAUCGGAAUAGAAAGGCUGAGGAGUUUGAUGCUUCAAAGUACGGAAUCUUCUUCGCCUCCGCCGGCCACGCCGCUCUAAUCGACUUCCCCACCGCCAAACACCUCCAAGCCCUGGCCUCGAAAAUCUACGCCGCCGGCGGAAUCGUUUCAACCGUCUGCCACGCCCCCGCAAUCUUCCCUUCGAUCCUCUCCGCCACCGACAACACGCCCAUUGUGCGCGGCAAGAAAAUCACCGGCUUUACUACCCAGGGCGAGCACGAUCUCGGCGUCUACGAUACGCUCAAGGGAAUGGGACUGUUGCUUCCUGAUGAGCAUGCGGCGGCGCUGGGCGCAGAGUAUGUGAGGAGCGAAGGGCCUUGGGAUGAUUUUAGUGUGGUGGAUGGGCGGGUUGUUACGGGGAUGAAUCCGCAGAGCGCGGCGAGUACGGCGAGGAAGUGUUUGGAGGUUUUUAAGGGGCUUUGA
Molecule: messenger RNA, 893 nt
Organism: Periconia digitata
Lineage: Eukaryota; Fungi; Ascomycota; Dothideomycetes; Pleosporales; Periconiaceae
Source: the annotation of a GenBank genome assembly